This is a messenger RNA of Oryzias melastigma (Indian medaka), 5718 nucleotides long. RefSeq names its product von Willebrand factor C domain-containing protein 2-like. Gene Ontology annotation, cellular component: AMPA glutamate receptor complex. The transcript has 3 exons. Gene Ontology annotation, biological process: negative regulation of BMP signaling pathway. Lineage: Eukaryota; Metazoa; Chordata; Actinopteri; Beloniformes; Adrianichthyidae. The record is from RefSeq and is a predicted model, not a curated record. The coding region runs from base 38 to 757 and encodes 239 amino acids. Gene Ontology annotation, molecular function: protein binding.
GGCGCGCGGUUCAGCAAUAGCUCAGCUCACUUUCACCAUGAUAAGUCACGCGCAACAGCUCCGCUUCAUUGUGAUCUCAGGCGUGCUGCUCGCGCGCGCAGCGGGGGAGAUUUCCACCCUAACCGACCUGGAUUACGGAGACUACCGCGGGAGGUGGUGCGUGGACGACCACGGAUACGUUCACGUGAUCGGACAAAUUUACUAUCCUAGUCCCAGCGCUUGUCCUUGCACGUGCACCGAUGAUGGUCCCGUGUGCAUCCAGCCGACCUGUGCACGCAUCCAUCCGCGGUGCACGCGCAUCAGGUACAAGGCGUGCUGCCCGAUGUGCGAAUCUAUGGCGCGCGUGUGCAUCUACCAAGGCAGAAGCUACAGACUCUUGGAGGAGUUUAGGAUUUCCAGGUGUGAGCGCUGCCGCUGUGGGGCCAACAGGGAAGUGUACUGCAGUGUCUCUGACUGCCCCGCCCCCCACUGUGUUAACCCCACCUACGACUCCCACCACUGCUGCCCUGUCUGCAGAGACGGUCCAAACUGCUUUGCUGGGAACAGGGUGAUCCCAGCAGGAGGGCCUGUGGACAUCAAUGAAUACACUGUCUGCUACUGCACUUACAAGGAUGGCACGUGGCACACCCACCCCCACGCUACCUGUGAACAACGCCCCCAGCCCAGCCUUAUACCCAGCUCCCCACCCUCCAGAGAGGAAGAGGAAAGAGGCCGGAGAGGGAGACCAACAUUUCCCAGAGUGGAUUUGAUUCCAUGAAAAUGUCUUAAACAUUAAAAGUCUUUUAAUUGAACCAGAAACGAACCAGAUUUUAACCAAAUGCUCACUAGAAUUACACCAUCCAUCCACUGAUAUAAAUGGCUCCAAGAUUAAUAACUAAAAUCAAUUGGAUAUUAAACAAAACUUACCAUGAAAUCAAACAUAAACAAUUUUAUUCAAAACCUAUAUCAGAACUUGACCAGAUUUGAACUGGAAAUUACUCAGAAUGAUGCAAUACUGAAACCCACCUAAGGCUAAAUUAUAAAUAAACCUGAAUUAAAGAAGAAUGCAAACCAAAAUAACACCAAAGUUAAUCUUUAAUUGACAAUAAAUCUAAAUUGAACUGAAGUAGAAAUUAGCAAAAUCUUAAAAAAUGAAACCAUCACAGCACUAGAAUUUUUUAUUUAAAUGUAUGUAGUUUGAUGUCAGGCUUUGGUGUGUGACACUAUUGCAGGACAGCUGUCAGCUCCAAAAGAAGUGUCUUUAAUAACAAAAAAAAAAUCCAAAAACCAAGGAAGAGCACAAAGCUGAAAAAAUGGUAUUAGAGCCACUAAAGUCAAAGUCCUUAAACAAACCAAGGCCAAGGCCAAGGCCAAACUCCCAAACCACACAAGAUCAAAAAAACCUGGCAAGGGAGACAAGAUUUGGUGCAUGUGGCAACAAGACAAACCUGCAUGGAAGUGAGGGGAGGAACCCAUUAAAUACAGGAAGGGGAGGGAAAAAACAAAAGGACACAGGUGGGACACAUCAGGGAGGUGUGGCAAUCAGCCCAGGGGAAACACAUGACAUUUUAAACUAAAAUCUAAUCAGAUUUUGCCAACAGUAAAGUAGAACAUAUUUAAGACUAAGCCUAAAUUUAGCCAAAACUGAAACCACAGUUCAAUUACAAUAGACCCUUUUCACGUGACGUCACACAUCGGCGGAAAGUGAAGAGUCGCCUCCAGCUCAUAUUGUUUAGAAUGGCAAAGCUAACAGCUGAACGCUGUUUAAAGCAAUUUUACAGAAAUAAUAAAAGGGAAUCUAACCAAUUGUAACUGAAAUGUGUACAAUAUUUAUUUAAUAAAUAUCCUACCUGGUUGUAUUAGUUUCCUCCUCUGAGAUCGUUCAUAAAUCAGAGUUCAAAUGUCAGUAAUCCUGUCUGCAGUCAGAACAGCAGCUCAGCUGAUCCACAAAUUCCUCUGGAUCAUUUUAAACCAGUCGUUGAUUAUUUCUCUCUGACAACAACAUUUUUUCUGUUAAAAUUGUUAAGGUUACCUUUAAUUUUUUUAUGUAAAAUUGUGUCCAACAGCGUUCAGUUCUUUGGUUUAAAUCUCUCACAGAUGACUUUCCCACAGCUACUAAUGCUGCGUCCCAUCAUGUCUGGAGCAUUGUAAACAUGCAAUUGAGUAGUGUCUUCUCAACUACUGCAUCUACAAUAGAUAUCUAUUAGAUAACUAAGUAUAGACAGUAGAUUUCUAUUAGUUUUCUAAUUGCUAUCUAUCACAGAUGUCUACAGGAUGUCUGUUUUUUUACUCAAUUAAAUGUGUUAUUAGUGUUCUGCACAAAGAGGUCUCCUACACAUCUCCCUGUAGAUAUUUCAUCUUUAGAUAUUUGUACAAGUCUAUUAGAGUAGUUUUUAAAACAUUCACUAGAUAUAAAACAGAAAAAUCAGGUCAAACAUGUUUCUGUUAUUGUAAUUCUGAAGUGAUUUCAUCCUUUUUUUCAUUUUACCAUCAAAUAUCAACAUGAGAACGUUGGUGUAGAGUCCACUUUUUAUUCAUACAUGUAAAUCAAGUCUGUACUUUUUUUAAAUACUUUUUAUUUAUUUUCAUUUUUUAACAAACAGAACAUAAACACAUGGAUGCAAGCCACUGUCUCGCUAAACAAAAAAUAGAAUGUGGGGCAAGUUAACUUGAUUUAGAGACUCAAAUUUAGUAGAAAACAAUUAUGCUUCUCUUAGUUUGGAAGCAGUCCAUUUUCUCCAGCAUCUUGAAAAUAAAUGUCCUUGAAGUUGUAGAAAGAAGGUGAGCUUUUCCAUCUGGGGAAUUUUGUCCAUGAUUUGAAGCCACUGGGCAUCUGUAGAGGGGUCGGGUUUAAGCCAGUUCCUUGUAAUAGCUUUUUUACAAGCAAUCAUUAGCACUUUGAAGAGAUAUUGAUAUUCUUUCUUGAUCACAUCUUUGGGUAGCAGUCCCAGAUCUGGUGAUCUUUAGGGUAUUAUGUAACCCAGUAUACCUUCAAUUGUUUUAAUUACACUGUCCUAGAAUGUCCUCAAUGUUUUACAGAGCCAAACAUUGUGGGAGGGAUUAGCAUUUACAAGUCCACACUGUCUCCAGCAAUAUUUGGGGUUUUCCCAGCUGUUUGGUAACAAUCCAUGGUGUUAUAAAGAAUGAGUAUUAUUUUGCAUACAAAUUCUUUCCAUCUAUUGGAUCUGGUUGACGUUUGUUGUGUUUUACACAAGUCAUGCCAAUCACUUUCCAAUAGUUUAAUAUUUAAUUUUUUCCCAUUUUGAUUUGGCUGAAACAAAGUUAUCAUUUUGGCUCUGUAGCCCCUUAUAUAGUCUAAUCAAAUCAAAUCAAACUUUAUUUAUAAAAGCGCCUUUCAUUCACAGAGUAACCCAAAGCGCUUCACAUUUAAAAACAGAACAUACACAAUAAAAGCUCAACCCACCCUUCACACACACCCUCCACAUAACACAUACACCCAUGACCCCACACACAAUGAAUACUUAAAACAAAAAAAAACAAAAAACUUGUAAAAUUAACUUAAGGCUUGGCUCUGCUGUGAGGAAACAGUAUUGGUGAAUAACUUACUUUUAAAACUUGGGUUUUUGUCAUAUUUAAAUGAUAUCCAGAUAGCUGUCCAUAUUUUUCCAAUGUAGCCAUGAGUUUUGAAAGAGUUACAUUUGGGUUUUGUAAGUAAGUAAUGAUAUCAUCUGCAAAAAGUGCUAUUUUAUUAUUAGUAUUUCCUAUUUAAUUCCUUCCAGUUCUUCAUUUUGUCUAAUUGCUUGGUGUAAUAGUCAGGGGGUUGGACUGGCUCUUUUAGGACUUUCAUAUGUCCCCUGAUGAUGAUGUCAUUAUAGCCACGCGGGACUGAAGCGUGCACUUUGUCGCUGGGACCAGACCUUCUUUUUUUUUCUGGUGUAACCCUCAGGUUGUGCCGCUCUUGUUUUUUAUAUGCAUAUUCGGGACAUUAGCCGUCCAACCGGGCUUUAUAAGGUUGAUGACAACAUUAAUAAAAAAAAGACGAACAUUGUUGGAGCCCCAAACGUCACCUAGUCGUGAGUUUUUGUUGCCAUCCUCUUUUUUUCUCUCUGCUGAGUUCCUGGGACUUUGCACAACCUGUGAACGUUACAUUGGGCUAAGGGUUCUAUAGAUAUGGCAAAAAGAGAGGGACUAUGACAAUGAAGGAGCGUAGAAAGCUCUAUGCAAGUAUACACCAUUUACCAUUUACAACAUCCCUGGUGGGUACCUCUGAACAAUUGAAAGCUAUCAGUGAGGUGGCUAUUAAUUUUUACUCUGGCUGUUGGGUUACUGUACAGUGCUUGUAUAUUUGCAAUAAUUUUUUUAUGGAAUCCAGACGUCCGAGUACUUUGUAGAGAAAAAGCCAGCUGACCCAAUCAAAGGCCUUUUCUAUGUCAAGGCUGAUUAAAGCUAAUUUAAGUUGUUGUCUUUUUGCCUGAUCUACAAUAUGUAGUGUUCGUCUAAUGCUAUGACGUGUUUGUCGUCCUUUAAUAAAUCCUGUUUGGUCUUUGUGUAUUACUUUCUGCAAAUUCUGCUCCAUUCUUUUGGAGAUUGAAGAGGUAAAUAAUUUAUAAUCAACAUUCAAAAUUGAAAUUGGCCUAUAAGAUUCACAGUAUUCUCUGUUCUUCCCUUCUUUGGGAAGAACAGAUAUUACAGCGUCUCUCCAUGAUUGUGGGGAUUGGGAUCAGGGGGUGAUUAGGUUAACUUGUUCCACCUGGUUUCCAUCCUCCUAACGAAUGCACCUGUAGUUCCCUCCUAUUUAGGUCUGCAUUUCUCCUGCCUACACUGCCAGAUCGUCUUGUGUGUUUUUUGAGAAUCACGAGCCCUCUAGCCUUUCAGCAUCAACGCUGUAAAAAUUAAAUUACUUUCUUUUGAGCCAUUCUGUGUCCUGCGUUUGUGUCCGCGCCCAGAUCUUGACAAUGAUGCUGGUAUCUCAGCUUUGUUAAGGCUCCAAUUAAAGGAGUCCAGUAAUAUUCUUCCUUAAAUAUUUUAUAGCAUUCGUUUUUGAAGCCAUCACUGCCUGCAUUUGUUUGUUUUUAAUUUUCCAAUAGCUGUAUUCAGUUCUUCUCUUGUUAUAGGUGUAAUCAAACUGUCACUUUGAUUUGUUUCCAGUUAGGGCAAGUCAAAAGCAGAAAGAUAAUUUCUGCUUUUUCUGCUUUACAUUUUCUGAGAUCGCUGGUGGACAUGAAUACAGUGUUCUAUGUAGGGCUGUGGAUCAUUGCUUUAGUGGUGGUCCGAUUCGAUUCACAAAUUGAACCACGAUUCUUACUUUUUAAUAUGUUUAUUCUAGGGCUGUCAGAUUUUGUCAUGGUCCCCCUACGCUCCUCCUCCACCUCCUAAUUGGACCCAGCUGUCGGCACUCUUCAUCUACUCUCCAGCCUACUUAAGAGGAGCUCUCCCCAGCAUUCUUCGCCAGUUCGUUGCCUUAACCGGUGAAGUUACCUGGCCUCUUAUGUACAAGUCUCGUAUGUAUUCUCUGAGUCUCGCCUUCGUCUCACAACUGAACUCCUCUACCUCCAGGUCCUACCUUCCACGUGCCGACCUGGGUCCUGCCUCGUCUUCCACCUCCUCUUCAUCCAAGCCUAUCUUCUCCUCGUCACGCACCUGCUGUCGAACUCACCUCUUCGAGCCACCUGGCCGCUCCAGUCUGCCGCUGGUCCUCGCUCCCCAAGUCUCCAUCUCCACUCCUGGUUCUGGACGUACUCCUUCAUCUCCACGGACAAUAAACCUCUAUUUAUUCCA